AUGGCAACCGUUCCAACUAUCAAAUUGAACCAUGGCGGGGUUGAAAUCCCAGUUAUCGGAUACGGCCUCGGAACCGCUCACUUCAAAAGAGCCGGCGACGAAACCUUAGACCCAGCCAUCACCACUGCCACCCAAACCGCCUUAACCGUCGGUUUCACCCACCUCGACGGCGCCGAAGCCUACGGCAACGAACCCGAACUCGGCCUCGCCCUCUCUUCUUCCUCUUCCUCUCCAAAAACCCCACGUUCAUCCCUCUUCAUCACCACAAAACUCUACAAAUCCAUCUCCUCCCCCUCGGAAGCUCUCUCCACAUCUCUCAAAAAGCUAGGAGUCGAUUACGUAGAUUUAUACCUAAUCCACGCGCCAUUUUGGGAUGAAAAGGAAAAGGGUAUAACAAUCGAACAAGCUUGGGGGGAAUUGGAAGGAUUGUACGAGAAAGGAUUGGUGAAGGCUAUCGGGGUUAGUAAUUUUGGAGUCGAGGAGUUGGAGAGGAUUAGAAAGGUUGCUAGGGUGCUGCCGGCGGUUAAUCAGGUGGAGUAUCAUCCUUAUCUACAAAACCCAGAACUUAAGGAAUACCAUAACAAACAUGGAAUAGUAACGGCAGCCUACGGCCCUCUGAUCCCGAUUACGAAGGGUGCACCGGGUCCUUUGGAUAGUGUUAUCGAGGAUCUCAGCAAGAAGUAUAAUAAAUCAGCGACACAGAUACUUCUGCGCUGGGCUGUCGAUGAUGGGAAUGUAGUCAUCACUACCUCCUCGAAGGAAUGGAGAAUGAAGGAAGCGCUUGCGAUCACGGAGUUCAAACUUGAGGAUGAAGAUGUGGAGAAGAUUAGAACUGUGGGGAAGGAGAAGAGGCAUAGGGUUUUUUGGAACAAGGAGUAUAAGGAAUAA
Molecule: messenger RNA, 888 nt
Organism: Orbilia oligospora ATCC 24927
Lineage: Eukaryota; Fungi; Ascomycota; Orbiliomycetes; Orbiliales; Orbiliaceae
Exons: 3
Coding region: 1-888 (295 amino acids)
Molecular function (GO): oxidoreductase activity, acting on NAD(P)H as acceptor
Source: RefSeq, a predicted model, not a curated record